Mauremys reevesii (Reeves's turtle) is the source of this 3134-nucleotide messenger RNA. Its product is annotated as butyrophilin subfamily 1 member A1-like. The record is from RefSeq and is a predicted model, not a curated record. NCBI's taxonomy places the organism in Eukaryota, Metazoa, Chordata, Testudines, Geoemydidae. Gene Ontology annotation, molecular function: protein binding. Bases 380 to 1999 code for a protein of 539 amino acids. The transcript has 8 exons.
GUUUAGAACCAUCGUAUUUUGAUCCCGGAGGUUCACCGGCCCCUGGCUUUCUCCCUGCCCUGAAAUACCCCAACCCCCUCCUUCGUUUUAGGGAUCCAAGAAGAGCCAUUGUUUUUGGAGAAAAGCCCUUUCUUCCUGUGCAAGGAUCGUCCCAAGCCACAGCAGGGCUGGGUGUAUAAAUUUACCGGGCGCUUCUACCCCGCCCCCUUUGUGCUCCAGCCCCGCCCUGAUCUUCCCCUUUCGCUUUUAGCAGGUCUGGGCCCGCUUGUUUCUCUUUCACUCCCCGAUGGCCUGAGGCGCCUCGGCCCCCGGAGCGAGGGGAGAAGCGGGACGCUACAGCCGCGGCCCCCGCGCAGACUUGGCUGGACUUGCAGGGGUUAUGGAACUGUCAGCCGGGAGUGAGCUCUGGGCCUUUGCCUUUUUCUGCCACGUAGGAAUCCUGGUCUCCUCAGAAAGCUUUACCCUGAAAGGAUCAGAUUCUCCAGUGAUUGCCACAGUUGGCACAGAUGUCAUCCUUCCAUGCCAACUUUCACCUAGGACCAGUGCCAAACAGAUGGAAGUGAGAUGGCAUAGCAGUGAGAUUCCUGGCCUGACCCAUCAUUAUGUGAAUGGGCAGGAUGCCCCGCAGAAGCAGAACGCGCACUACCGGGGAAGGACAGAGCUAUUCAAGGAGGAGCUUCCCAAUGGCAAUGUCUCUCUACUGUUAAAGAAGGUUCAGGUGGCAGAUGGAGGCAGCUAUGUCUGCUUCGUUGGCAACAAAUUGAAUUAUUUCGAAGGCCUUGUGGAGUUAAAGGUUGGAGCUGUUGGCACAGGCCCCACAAUCUCUGUGCACCGUUCCCAGGACCAGGCAGUGACACUCACUUGCAGUUCAGAAGGGUGGUAUCCGGAACCAGCAAUACUGUGGACUGACAUGCAUGGUCAAAGACAGAAUUCAACCGUGUCAUCUGUAAAAGAUGUUCAAGGUCUACACAAUAUUCAGAAUCACGUGGAUGUGAAAGAUAACAAGAACCAGGUCCUGGUGUGUCAGCUCCAAAGCAACUUCUGGGACCAGACAAGACAGUCGGCACUGCAACUUUCCAGUGAUUUAUUCCCAUAUGAUAAACACCCAUAUGUAGUCACCACAGUGAUAUUCUGUCUAUUGUUCAUUAUAUUGGGUGUGAUUACAGGCUUCAUAUUCAAAACAGAGAGAGAAUCCAAAGGAAAGCUUCAAAUUGCAAAAAAGCUAUUGAAGGCCCAAAACUCAGCUGUGCAAAUCCGAUUGGAUCCUAAAACAGCCCAUCCCAACCUUCAUAUUUCAUCGAAUUUCCUACAUGUAAACCACACUGACCAGAAGCAAGCGGUGACAGAUACUCCAGAGAGAUUUGAUGAAUGGGCCUGUGUCCUAGGAUCUGAGACCCUCCGAGCUGAGAAGGAAUAUUACUGGGAAGUGCAUGUGGGAAAUAAGACAGACUGGGAUCUUGGGGUAACAAACGGGAAGGCUAAUAGGAAAGGCUGGCAAGAUUUGAAGCCAGAGAAUGGGUACUGGGGGAUACGAUUUUUUAACAGUACUGAUUAUAUAGCCUUUGUGGAGUCUCCAGUUAAACUAAGACUUGGCAAACAGCCUGAAGUAGUUGGGAUUCACUUGAAUGGUAAGGCUCAGAGUUUAAAUUUCUAUGAUGUUUCAGAAAUGUCUCACAUCUACACUUUUAGACUGAAAUCCUCUCUGGAUGUAUACCCCUAUUUCUGUCCUGGUCUGAACAAAAAUGGGAAAAACAAAGACCCUCUCAAACUUCGCUUUCUCUCUCAUGGCUACUGUGACCUGAUGUCUUCAAAUUCCAUUCCUUCACCUCCCACCUCCACAUUGGAGCUCUUGGGAAGCACUAAUGGAAAGGAUGGGGCCGCAGAACACUCCAGCCUCAACAACAGUGAUGAUGUCACUGUUCCAUUUCUACACCAGGCUUCUUGCAGACAGAAGCAGGAGCCAUCCCCACCAUCUGGCAAUGUGCAUAACGGUGUAUAGGUUCUUAGUUAGUAAUUAGUUGGCUGUUGGACUGUGGGGUUUACCCUCCACCCCAACUGCAUUUCCUUGGGGGGCUUUACAUGCCCAAGUCCCAGAGGUUUAAAUAAAUAAAUUUUAAUGGAGAUAUCCUAUCUUCUAUAGCUGGAAGGGACCUUGAAAGAUCAUUGAGUCCAGCCCCCUGCCUUUCUAGCAGGACCAAGUACUGAUUUUUGCCCCAGAUCCCUAAGUGGCCCCCUCAAGGAUUGAGCUCACAACCCUGGGUUUAGCAGGCCAAUGCUCAAACCACUGAGCUAUCGCUCCCUCUUAAGCCCUGCAAAUCCAGCAACAAGCCUAUGCCAAUGGAUGAUGCCCACAAUGCUUAUUUAAAGUGUCUGGGGGAGGCUCACCAAGCAGACAAGUGCAGGGUUUGUAAAAGGUUUUGCCCCCAGAACAAAAAAGGAGCAUGAUUUUCACCUCAAGCAGCAUCUUAUGGAGAUGGCACUCAGACCACAGCUUCUAGCUGUGCAGCAAGACCUGUCACUGAGCUUAUCGGUGUGCAACAUCCCGGUGGCAGUGGUGGAAGCAGCACCGUGGAAUGACUCUGCACCGCUGCUCCCCGACUCUAAAGCCCCCUGGAUUGACCUGGCACCACUCCCUGGCACAGAAGCAGCACUGAAAGCAAAGGAGGAGUGGAUCUCCAUCCCAGAGACCCGCCUGUGGUGUUGCACUCCAUAUGUUUUAUGGAAAUACAUCAUACUUGCACUCAAGUAUAACUGGAAUAUGCUUUAUACAAACGGUCUCUUGUAAGGUAUCAUUACAAAGCUUAUGAUCUAUUGAAUAUGUUCAUCCUAUUUAUUUGGAUGUAUUAUUUCUAUGCCUGGAGUUAGGAGAAUAAGAUAUAAACUUGUUUACAUUAGUAAUACAUGUUUAUAAGUGGAAGCCAUUAAAGGUGCUUCAGAAUCAAUGAAUUGUGAAUGGGUUUGUUUACCUGCAAGUCUUCCUAUGUACCUGUCUUCCAGCUACUAGGUGAUGAAGAAGGAGGUCUUACAGUGACAUGUGAUCAUGUCACCUGAACUGGAAUCCAUCUUAAAUCUGGUGCUUUUCCAUUUAGAAGGAGAGGUGGGGAUCCAGAGACGCACAAGAUUCCUGCCUUGUG